Gadus morhua (Atlantic cod) is the source of this 1745-nucleotide messenger RNA. RefSeq names its product phosphoinositide-3-kinase interacting protein 1 (gene pik3ip1). NCBI's taxonomy places the organism in Eukaryota, Metazoa, Chordata, Actinopteri, Gadiformes, Gadidae. The transcript has 6 exons. The record is from RefSeq and is a predicted model, not a curated record. Bases 221 to 1012 code for a protein of 263 amino acids.
CUGCAGACGGGGAGUGACUCGGGACUUGUUUACCAGAAACCUGAAACGUCUGGCUGCUCUCACACGACGCGGACUGCAGGAUCGAGAAGACACGAGCAGUUUGUCUGAGCUCCGUGCUCAGCAUAGGCUCAUAAACACAUUUUCACUCCAUUUCGUAUAAUCAUGGACUAUUGAACCGCUGCGGCACCAGUUCCUAUUUCUCCACUUCGGUUUUGCAGAAAUGUCUGUUACUUUGCAAUUGUUUUUUCUCGGCGUGUGUUUGGUGGGCAGCAGCACCCCGUCCAGCCUCGAAGAUUGUUUGACGUCCAGUGGAGCUGGUUACAGAGGGGACCGGAAGGUCUCGUCCAGGGGUCUCUCCUGCCUGGUCUGGACCAACACCUCCAGAGACUAUGAUGUCAGGAUCCACCCCGACUCUGAAGCAGGUGUUGGCGAGCACAACUCCUGCAGGAACCCGGACGCCUCCGCCGGCCCGUGGUGCUACGUCUGGGGCCCGGACGGGACGGCCCAGAGACAGGCCUGCUCCGUGGACCCCUGCACAGAGGUUGCCGGCGCAGCAGCCAGAGGGAGCCCAGCGGCCUCGCCCCAGGGGACAGACCCCCCCUCCCAGGCGGGGGGGCUGGAGCCAGCCACGACGGGCCCUCCGGGAGAGGUGGUCCCCCUCCAGCCCGUCGGGGGCCAGAGCCAGCGGGUUCGCAGUACACCAAAGACGAAGAAGAAGGACCUGGGGACUCUGGGUUACGUCUUUGCGGUCAUGAUGAUGGUUGUGAUCAUCGCCAUGGGAGCUGGGAUCGCGCUGGGCUACUUCUACAAGAGGGGCCAGGACAUAAAGAAGAAGCACGAGCAGCGAGUGUACGAGCGGGAGAUGCAGAGGAUCACGCUGCCGCUGUCCGCCUUCUCCAACCCCACCUGCGAGCUGAUGGACGAGACCAGCAUCGUGGUCACGGUGGAGCCGGACGCAAGGGACGGGGGAGAGCCUCUGAUUGGCCAGCAGGCCGGGACCCCAGGGGCCUAAGCCUGAGGACUCUCCAUAUAAGAAAAGAAAAAAGAAAAAAAAGACGUCUAAGCAUGGACUAAUUAAUGUGUGCAUGUGUACAAGUCGGGGACCACGGGUCAAUCCAAGGUUUAAAAGAAAUGUCAAUGAACACCGAAAACAAUCCGGAAGAAUCUCCAAACCCCUACAAGAUGGCCUUCUGAAUGUAUGGUUGCAUCAGUCCAUUGAUCACUUCAUUCUCAACUCAAACUUCUCCUACUACUGCGUCACACAGCGUCACUGCAGUCGAUAAGACAACAGAACUGCCCUCUAUAUCCUCAGGUUAAGGAGAACCAGGAAGUAAGUGUGUGUGUGUGUGUGUGUGUGUGUUUGUGUGUCAGCCCCAUUGGGGGACUUGGGCCUCCGGUCUUUGUUGUCCGUGUCAAAUGACUAAGAGGAUUGCGUGAACGCCUUGACCUACAUGUCAAUUCUGUGACCAUUCCAUGUACCUUGUAUUCAAAAACAAAGAAAGAACAAACGUCAAUGUCCCCUUAGCAACUGGGAUUUAUUUCAUUGCGUACAGCAGAGAUGUGCUGCAUGUUGUUAUUUACAGCUUUAGUGUUUCCGGCUUGUCAAUCACAUAACACGUCAAUCUAGCUGUGUUGCUGUUAUUAUAUUGUCUGUUGUCAGAAUUACUGAUGCUGAACUGAAGUUGAACAUUUUAUUACUUGUAUGAUUGCAGUUGCAACUCCAAUAAAAAGUUUUUGUAAAUAUC